GCACGUGCUAAAGAGUCAUUCUGUCCCACUUCCUUCCUCUCUCCCUCCCACCUUCCAACAGUCCAGAGCUCCAGUUCAAUUCGAUCGCCCUCGUUCUGCUCUGCUGUGCCGUGCCGUGCCGCGAAGUGAAAAGCUGUGUACUCGAAUCACUAAUAAGAUCUAUAAUUGGGAGAAAAAAGAAAGAAAAAGGAAGGAAGGAUAUCAUCUUCUUCUCCCAUUAUACUUCCAGAUGCCUAAUGAUGCAGAGAAUCCCAAAGGUGUUGAGACAGAGAAAAGCACAGGCAGUAUUAAUCCCUCUUCUGAGGUCCCAGUAAAAUGGUAUGAUAGAAUUUUCCAACAGGCAUCGGUAUAUGGAAUAGCUGCUGGCUAUUGCAUUUCAGCAUCUCUUCUCUCAAUCAUCAACAAAUGGGCAGUCAUGAAAUUCCCAUAUCCUGGGGCACUGACUGCCUUGCAGUACUUUACAAGUACUGCUGGCGUCCUUCUCUGCGGGUGGCUUAAACUUGUUGAGCAUGACCCACUUGACCGAAUGACCAUGUGGCGCUUCCUACCUGCAGCAGUAAUAUUCUAUCUCUCCCUCUUCACAAACAGCGAGCUACUUCUCCAUGCUAAUGUUGACACCUUCAUUGUAUUCCGUUCAGCAGUCCCCAUUUUUGUUGCAAUUGGGGAGACUUUCUACUUGCACCAGCCCUGGCCAUCAAUCAGGACAUGGAUCUCACUUGCUACCAUCUUUGGUGGAAGUAUACUUUAUGUUUUGACAGAUUACCAGUUCACAUUAACAGCCUAUAGCUGGGCCGUGGCGUACCUCAUUAGCAUGUCAGUGGACUUUGUGUACAUAAAGCAUGUGGUGAUGACAAUUGGCCUUAACACAUGGGGUCUUGUGCUGUACAAUAAUCUUGAGGCCCUCCUCUUGUUCCCAUUGGAGCUACUAAUUAUGGGGGAACUAAAGAAGAUAAAGCAUGAGAUUACAGACGAAUCAGAUUGGUAUUCAGUAGGGGUGGUAUUUCCCGUGGUUCUGUCCUGCUUGUUUGGUUUAGCCAUCUCCUUCUUUGGGUUCUCAUGUCGGAGGGCAAUCUCAGCAACAGGAUUCACAGUGCUGGGUGUUGUAAAUAAGCUCUUGACUGUUGUUAUCAAUCUAAUUAUCUGGGACAAGCAUUCAUCACUUCUAGGGACAGCUGGGCUAUUGAUUUGUAUGGUUGGUGGAGUUAUGUAUCAGCAGUCAAGUAGCAAGCCUAGGGCUCUUACAGAAGCAAAAGCACAAGAAAGUGAAGAGGAACAACAGAAGUUACUUGAAAUGCAGAGUGACCCAGAAGAAAACGUUUCCAUAAAGGAGGUUGGGGAUUCAGGGGAGUCGAAAUGAGGGGGUCAUUUUCCCCUUUUCUCUGUUCAAAGCAAAUGUAGGCAUUCUUUGGGCCAUUGGAAAAGUAAAGAAAGCUUCUUUUUUCUCCUCCUUCCCCCUCCCCCCUUUCUUGGGUUUCAAUUCCAUUGGUGGCUAAUUAGGCCAAAUGGAAUGUGAUGUGGCAAUUUUAACUUUUUGAAUCAAAAGAAUGGUUUGGAUUUGCCACAAAA
Molecule: messenger RNA, 1566 nt
Organism: Macadamia integrifolia
Lineage: Eukaryota; Viridiplantae; Streptophyta; Magnoliopsida; Proteales; Proteaceae
Product: GDP-mannose transporter GONST3
Exons: 3
Coding region: 230-1357 (375 amino acids)
Cellular component (GO): Golgi apparatus
Molecular function (GO): GDP-fucose transmembrane transporter activity; antiporter activity
Source: RefSeq, a predicted model, not a curated record